Messenger RNA from Mytilus californianus (California mussel), 3473 nucleotides. RefSeq names its product ribonucleoside-diphosphate reductase large subunit-like. Gene Ontology annotation, cellular component: ribonucleoside-diphosphate reductase complex. The transcript is spliced from 18 exons. The record is from RefSeq and is a predicted model, not a curated record. The coding region runs from base 131 to 2533 and encodes 800 amino acids. Gene Ontology annotation, biological process: DNA replication; deoxyribonucleotide biosynthetic process. Gene Ontology annotation, molecular function: ATP binding; ribonucleoside-diphosphate reductase activity, thioredoxin disulfide as acceptor. NCBI's taxonomy places the organism in Eukaryota, Metazoa, Mollusca, Bivalvia, Mytilida, Mytilidae.
UUUAAUCAAACGCGGGAAGUUUAAUUUGGCGCCAGAUCAUACAGUGAAAGAAGACAAAGAAACUUCCAACUAAAAAACUACAAAUUCUUGAAUUUAAUUUGAUUUACCUGAAAAUUAGAUAGACACAAAAAUGUUUGUCAACAAAAGAGAUGGGCGACAAGAGAAGGUUAUGUUUGACAAGAUCACUUCAAGAAUACAAAAGCUUUGCUAUGGACUGCAUUCUGAUUUUGUAGACCCUGCUGCAAUUACGUUGAAGGUCAUAAAUGGAUUAUAUCCAGGUGUCACCACUGUGGAACUGGACAAUUUGGCUGCUGAAACAGCUGCUACCAUGACAACCAAACAUCCAGAUUAUGCCCAACUGGCUGCCAGAAUUGCUAUUUCAAACUUACACAAGGAAACAAAGAAAGUCUUUAGUGAGGUCAGUGAUGAUUUAUAUAAAUGGAUAAAUCCAAAAACGGGAAAGCAUUCGCCAAUGAUCUCCAAAGAAACCCAUGAGAUCAUCAUGAAAAAUGCUGAUAAGCUGAAUUCAGCAAUGAUUUAUGACAGAGAUUUCAGCUACAACUAUUUUGGGUUCAAGACGCUGGAAAGGUCAUAUCUGUUGAAAAUUGACAACAAAGUUGCUGAACGUCCCCAACACAUGUUGAUGAGAGUUGCUGUAGGAAUACACGAAAAUGAUAUAGAGGCUGCUAUUGAGACAUACAAUUUGUUGUCAGAAAAAUGGUUCACACAUGCCUCACCAACAUUGUUCAAUGCAGGAACAUGUCGACCCCAGUUGUCAAGCUGUUUCUUGUUGACCAUGCAUUCUGACAGUAUCGAGGGCAUCUACGACACGUUAAAACAAUGUGCCCUAAUAUCAAAGUCAGCUGGUGGGAUUGGUUUGAAUGUACACAAUAUUCGAGCUACAGGAAGCUACAUUGCUGGGACAAAUGGUAUUUCAAACGGACUGUUACCGAUGUUGAGAGUUUACAACAAUACAGCCAGAUAUGUUGACCAAGGUGGCAAUAAGAGACCAGGUGCCUUUGCUAUGUACCUUGAACCAUGGCAUGCAGAUAUAUUUGAUUUCUUGGACUGUAAGAAGAACACGGGAAAGGAAGAGCAAAGGGCAAGAGACUUGUUUUAUGCCAUGUGGAUACCAGAUUUGUUUAUGAAGCGAGUGGAAUCCAAUGGGGAUUGGACCCUGAUGUGUCCUCAUGAAUGUAGGGGAUUGGCUGACUGCUGGGGAGAAGAAUUUGAAAAGUUAUAUGAAGGGUAUGAAAAGGAAGGACGUGGCCGUAAAACCAUCAAAGCCCAACAGUUGUGGUAUGCCAUCAUAGAAUCUCAAACAGAAACUGGUACCCCAUACAUGUUAUACAAGGAUCACUGUAAUAGAAAGUCAAAUCAACAAAAUCUAGGAACCAUUAAAUGUAGUAACUUGUGUACAGAAAUUGUGGAAUACAGCAGUCCUGAUGAGGUUGCAGUGUGUAAUUUAGCAUCCAUAGCAUUGAAUAUGUAUGUAAAACCAGAUAAAACUUUUGACUUUGAGAAACUUAAGAUGGUGACAAAAGUCAUAGUACGGAAUCUAAAUAAGAUUAUUGAAGUCAACUAUUACCCUGUUCCUGAGGCCAAAAGGUCCAACUUCAGACACAGACCUAUUGGUAUUGGAGUCCAGGGACUAGCAGAUGCUUUCAUCUUGAUGAGGUUCCCGUUUGAAAGUGAAGAGGCCCAGAAACUGAACAGGGAAAUCUUCGACACAAUCUACUAUGCAGCUUUGGACGCCAGUUGUGAUUUAGCUAAGAAGUUAGGCACAUAUGAAACAUAUAAAGGCUCACCUGUCAGCAAAGGGAUUAUGCAACAUGAUAUGUGGAAUGUUAAAGACACUGGAAUAAAUGACUGGGAUGCAUUAAGAAAGAAGAUAGCAAAACAUGGAAUAAGGAACAGUUUAUUGUUAGCUCCAAUGCCUACAGCUUCUACAGCACAAAUCCUGGGUAACAAUGAGUCUAUAGAAGCUUACACCAGUAACAUCUACAGCAGAAGGGUAUUGUCAGGAGAAUUCCAGAUUGUGAAUCACCAUUUGUUGAAAGAUCUGACAGAAUUGGGAUUGUGGAAUGAAGAUAUGAAGAACAAGAUUAUUGCUCAUGGUGGAUCAAUUCAAAAUGUUGAUGAAAUCCCAGAAAAAUUGAAGAAGCUGUACAAAACUGUAUGGGAAAUAUCACAGAAGACGGUCAUCAAAAUGUCUGCCGACAGAGGUGCUUUUAUUGACCAGAGCCAAUCUCUCAACAUCCAUAUAGCUGAACCUAACUAUGGAAAGUUGACCAGCAUGCACUUCUAUGCAUGGAAAUUGGGUUGUAAAACAGGAAUGUAUUAUCUAAGAACCAAGGCAGCAGCCCAAGCAAUUCAAUUCACAGUAGAUAAGAAAAAGCUGCAGCAGUCUUCCACAACUAAAUCUGCCGACAAUUCAGAGUCGAAGACCGAUGGAGAAACACAAGACAACAACAUGGCAGCUAUGGCUUGCUCACUGAAGAACAAAGAUGACUGUCUUAUGUGUGGAUCAUAGUGUUAUUCGUGUCAACUUUUGUCUGUCUGUCUCUCGUGCUCAUAUUGUUGUCAUUGUGUUCGUUAACUCAUUAGUGCAGAGAAUAGUUUAGGUGACCUGCAAUGUUAAAAUUAUAUUGAAUCUCGUAGAUAUUGUUUCCAAUCUACAUUGUAGUUGAAGAUCAUGUAAUGCCAUACUAUUCUCACUAUAUUAGUGCUUGAUUUUAAUCUAAUUUGACUAAAGGUUGUAUUUGAAAAUUAAAGGGUCAAAAAUGAAAUAUUGUUAUUUCCGAUAUUUGGCUUUCCUUACAUGCCAAAAUAGGGAACUCAUGUUUUCUUCCAUGACUGUUCCAUUCUUCUGAUGAGUGAUCAGAGGUCAAUUAAGGUGGUACAAAACACCUCGACUAAAAUUUAUUUGGCUCGUUUAAUUUUCAUAGAAUUUUGACAAAAUAUUUACUUUUUUACGUAACAAGAUCAUUACUACACAAAUAAUUUUCUUGACAAAUUGAGGAAGAAAUUCAUAUUUUACAUUUCUUUUUCUUGAAUGUUCACUGCGCAGGUACAUCUUGAUUAGAAGAAUCCUUACAAUGUCAGGAAUGUGUCAAGGUGGUACAUAACACUACAGGGAGGGGGGGGGGGGGAAACUUAUUUUAUUUUAGGAGCUGGCCUAACCUAAUGAAAAUUUAAAUACAAAAUAUUUACUUCUGAUUUUUAUGAAGGGGUCUCUCUUUAAAUCAUGUAUGGUGUUUUCAAGUAAUUAUUCAUUAAAUGAAAUAAAUUUGAUAUUAAAUAUUUUUAAAUAAAAAAAAAGUGGAUGUAAUGUAUAUUGUUAUGUUUCGUAUAAUUAUGGAGUUUCUUGGGAAUUACUGAAGUAAUAUGUUGUGUUAAUAUCCAGUUGCCAUAUACAUGUCCUUUAAUUAUAGUAAUAUUUAUAGCUAUUUAUUAAAUCAUCUCAAACCACA